GCUUACCCUGGCAACCGUCGCCCUUCAGGUUGCCUGGCAACGGUUGCCGAGGGGAGAUUGUUCUCCCGCAAGGCCAUUUUUCCCCUUCUUUCCUCCUGGGAAGGCUCGGGGCUCCUCAGCAUGGCCUCUGCCUCGGUGCUGGUGGCCCAAGAAGAGGCCGCCGGGCCUUCGGCCACUUACUCUUACUGCAGCCGGCCUCGGGCGGUCCCGGCCCGGCGGCGGUACCGCACCUCAUUGGAGCCCAAUGACCUGGAGGAGGAGCCCGUGCGCUAUGCAAACCUCAUGUACGAGAGACGUGUGGUCCGUGGGAACACCUACGCCCUCCACGUUUUACCGUGGAGUAGCGAACCGGACCCCCUCGAGUUGCAAAGACAGAGGGAAGCCCAACGCAAAGCCCUCGCCCGGAAGCGGGCCAACGAGCAGCUCCGGACCAGGACCCCCGACCCCUUGGAGGGCCGGCGGCAUGUGGACGUACAAACAGAGCUGUACCUGGAAGAGCUUGCGGACCGCAUCAUUGAGGUGGACGUGGAGUGCCAAACGGACGCCUUUCUGGACCGGCCAGCCACUCCGCUCUUCGUCCCUGCAAAGACUGGAAAGGAUGUGGCUACUCAGAUAUGGGAAGGAGAGCUUUUCGAUUUUGACCUCGAAGUCCGUCCGAUGCUGGAGGUUCUGGUGGGGAAGACUAUCGAGCAAGCCCUGCUGGAGGUGAUGGAGGAAGAGGAGCUGGCCGAUCUGCGAGCCCACCAGUACGCCUACCACGAGCUGCGCCUGGCCGAACUUGCUGAGGUCCAGCGCCUUGAGGAGCAGGAGAGGCGGCACAGAGAGGAGAAAGAACGUCGUAAGAAGCAGCAACUGCAGGCCCUGCAGAAGGAGAAGGAAACGUCGGAGAAAAUAGCCGCCCGGGCCUUCGCUCAGCGCUACCUCUCCGAUCUGCUCCCCUCUGUCUUCGGGAGCCUCCGAGACAGCGGGUAUUUCUACGACCCCGUGGAAAGAGACAUUGAGUCAGGCUUCGUUCCGUGGAUGAUGGACAAGGUUGAAGAAACCAUGGAGAAGCGCGUGCUCGGGAGAACAAUAGCCGACAGCCUAAUUCGCCAGGUGACAGAAAUGCGGCUGGAAUCUUUCCAGCAAGGGGUGCUUCUGUACCCCUACCAAGUGGAAGUUGUGCAGCCUCCCGAGGAAGAGGAGGGUGGACAGGAGCCAGCGGCCGAGGAAGUGGUGGCCGUUUCCCCUGGAGAACCGGAAGCCAUGGUCCAGCCGGACGCGCCUCUUCCACCAGAACCAUCCGACCUGCUGGACGUGGUGGAUCCUCUGGGAACACCAGCCCAGCCAGAGGCUCCCAACGAAACGGAUGUGUCUGAUCGGCCACAGAUCGUGGGUCAGCCCGAAGUUCCUGAUCUGCCAGAAGUGCCCGAUCAGGGCAAAGGGGAGGGAGACCCGGAAACGGAUCCCUCUGGACACCAGGAAUAGCCAAACGAAUCAGGGAAACUCUGCCAGGAAGACGUUGUGUUGCUGAUUCUUUGGUAGAAAGGAAGAAAGAAAGAAAAAAGGACAGAAAUAUUGAAUUUAAUUUUAGUCCCGGUGGACAAGUAAUAAAUCGAAAGCUCUAUUUUUCCCCCAAAAAAAUACCUUCUAGGUCUUGGUUCUCCUAACAAGAAAACCACUCAGUCCUGAUGCCCAGAAAUCUUUACUGUUAGUUUCCGAUGUUUGUUUUUUCAUCCGUCACAUCAGGUGUUAUUGCAUCAAAUGUUUAAAUGUGAGGAUUUUGCUGUUGUUGUUAAAAAUGUGCUCAAUCCUAGGGGAAAGGUUGACAAAUGUUGGUUCUUUAAGUCCUACAGAUGUGACUUGAGUUAGAGAUUAAUUAACCAGGAAAAUGAACAUGCCUUUGAUUUCGGAGGGAAUGAAUGAGAAACGUCUGCCAGUUUGUAGGUUUGGGUUUGAGAAACUUUAUUUUUAUACUUAUGUCUUAAAGUUUAUGUACAUGUUAAUGUAUAUGUUUAUACAUAAGUUUAUGUAUAGACAUAUAUAAUGUUAUAUACAUAUAUAUAUAUAUAUAUGAUUUAUAGAAAACAUAGAAAAAUGUAGAGUUAUUAGUUGCUCCUGAAGUCUGAUAUGUUUGUGACUUCCAUAAUACAGACUUUUAAAAUAUAUAUAUUAUUUUUCUGGUAUAACAUGGAAUCACUGAAGAGGUACACACGUUGACUAAAGUUAUAUCCCCUGUGUCCAUCCCUACUGGUGUUAAUUAUUUCAUUUUAAAAUAUGCCAUGUUGCAAAAUAUUCUUUAUUCAGGACCGCUUGAGUUCAGAAGGCACUGAAUUUUCUUGGAUAGCUCAGUACCAUCCGCUCUGUUCUGUUUUUAGCUGUGUCCAGUGGACAUUGUUCAUGUCCUCAGGCGUGUGCGUGUGUGCGUCCAUAAAGAAAUGCAUGCUAGGCGCCCCAUGCUGGAAAAUUUAGACUGAAUUUCAAACUGAUCAUAAAUCUGAUUUUAUGCCUGACUUCCGCAAAAGGAGGAACUUGAUCAUUCUUUUUCUAUGACCCGAAAGAAACCAUUGAGCAGGUAAACAGGGUGGCUCACUUUGUUGAUCAGGGCACCUUUGCUCCC
This is a messenger RNA of Pogona vitticeps (central bearded dragon), 2599 nucleotides long. RefSeq names its product radial spoke head protein 3 homolog B. NCBI's taxonomy places the organism in Eukaryota, Metazoa, Chordata, Lepidosauria, Squamata, Agamidae. Gene Ontology annotation, cellular component: cilium. The record is from RefSeq and is a predicted model, not a curated record.